Molecule: messenger RNA, 1752 nt
Organism: Mus pahari (shrew mouse)
Lineage: Eukaryota; Metazoa; Chordata; Mammalia; Rodentia; Muridae
Gene: Gcat
Product: glycine C-acetyltransferase
Exons: 9
Coding region: 59-1207 (382 amino acids)
Biological process (GO): biosynthetic process; L-threonine catabolic process
Molecular function (GO): glycine C-acetyltransferase activity; pyridoxal phosphate binding
Source: RefSeq, a predicted model, not a curated record
CACGUGACGGGGAGCGCGAGACAACCCGCUGGCCGGCGCACUUCAGGCUGUGGGCGCGAUGUGGGCCAGCUUCAUGUGGCGCGCGGCGCUGUCCCCGGGCCGCCGCGCUCACUCAGCACUGGCUCAGUUGCGCUGCAUCUUGGACAGCGAGCUGGAAGGGAUCCGCGGGGCCGGCACCUGGAAGAGUGAGCGGGUGAUCACGUCCCGCCAGGGACCGUGCAUCCUCGUGGACGGCAUCUCCGGAGGAAUCCUCAACUUCUGUGCCAAUAACUACCUGGGUCUGAGCAGCCACCCUGAGGUGAUCCAGGCAGGUCUGCAGGCUCUGGAGGAGUUUGGAGCUGGCCUCAGUUCUACUCGAUUUAUCUGUGGAACCCAGAGCAUCCAUAAGAAUCUAGAAGCCAAGAUAGCCCGCUUCCACCAGCGCGAGGACGCCAUCCUCUAUCCCAGCUGUUUCGAUGCCAACGCUGGCCUAUUUGAGGCUCUGCUGACCCCAGAGGACGCAGUUCUGUCAGAUGAGCUGAACCAUGCUUCCAUCAUUGACGGCAUCCGACUGUGCAAGGCCCACAAAUACCGUUACCGCCACCUGGACAUGGCUGACCUGGAAGCGAAGCUGAAAGAGGCUCAGAAGCACAGGCUGCGCCUGGUGGCCACAGAUGGAGCUUUCUCCAUGGAUGGUGACAUCGCUCCCCUACAGGACAUCUGCCGCCUUGCCGCCCAAUAUGGUGCCCUGGUCUUUGUGGAUGAAUGCCACGCCACUGGCUUUCUUGGGCCCACUGGAAGGGGCACAGAUGAGCUGCUAGGCGUCAUGGACCAGGUCACCAUCAUCAACUCCACCCUGGGGAAGGCGCUGGGCGGAGCAUCAGGGGGCUAUACCACUGGGCCUGAGCCGCUGGUGUCCCUGCUACGGCAGCGUUCUCGGCCCUACCUCUUCUCCAACAGCCUGCCCCCUGCUGUUGUCGGCUGUGCUUCUAAGGCCCUAGAUCUGCUCAUGGAGAGUAAUGCCAUUGUCCAGUCUAUGGCUGCCAAGACCCGGCGGUUCCGCAGUAAGAUGGAAGCCGCUGGCUUCACUGUCUCAGGAGCCGAUCACCCCAUCUGCCCUGUGAUGCUGGGAGAUGCCCGAUUGUCUUCUCAAAUGGCGGAUGACAUGUUAAAGAAAGGAAAAUGGCUGACAUCCAGAACAUUUCGCUGGACAGCCCAGGGAGCGUAGGGGCUGUGGCAGUGCCGGUGGUCUUUGCCUUCAUCUUCCUGUUGGGCAUGGUGGGUAAUGGGCUGGUGUUGGCCGUGCUGCUGCAGCCUGGCCCAAGUGCCUGGCAGGAACCCGGCAGUACCACGGAUCUCUUCAUCCUCAACUUGGCGGUGGCCGACCUUUGCUUCAUUCUGUGCUGCGUGCCCUUCCAGGCGGCUAUCUACACACUGGAUGCCUGGCUCUUUGGGGCUUUCGUGUGCAAGACCGUACAUCUGCUCAUCUACCUCACCAUGUAUGCCAGCAGCUUCACCCUGGCGGCCGUCUCAGUGGAUAGGUGAGCUGUACCUGGGGCAGGCCAGAGAGGGACCUGGACAGAUUCUUAUUAGCUAGCAGAAUAUAACUAGGGACCAGACUUUGGUGGGAGGAAAGGAAGGCCUCAGUGGUACCUGCCCUUCCGGCCUCCAGUGUGGACUUCCAGAAGGCAUUUCUAUGCACCCAAGUGUCAGCGCAGGGGGCCUGGUAUAAAUUGGAAUUGUGAAGCUAAGGUCCCUAUACCUUACUCACAU